AACUGUUAAGCACCUCCCCGUCUCUCUAAAGGACAUUAUAAUGCAAGAAGCCCCCUUUUUAACCACAAACCGAAUUUUCUUUCAUUUAGGUGAUCUAUAUAUAUCUAUAUCGUGUAGCUUAUAGCUUAUAUCUAUUUUAAAUAACUUAAAGCCGCUAAAAUUUGGGGGGGAACAGCUUUCGCCCUGGAGCGGUGCGCGAUGCUGUCUCACGCCGACCUCCUGGACGCCAGGCUAGGUAUGAAAGAUGCCGCCGAGCUUCUGGGACACCGGGAGGCGGUGAAGUGUAGGCUGGGAGUGGGGGGCUCCGACCCCGGGGGCCAUCCAGGGGACCUAGCGCCCAACUCCGAUCCAGUCGAGGGAGCCACUCUGCUGCCCGGGGAGGACAUCACUACCGUGGGCUCUACGCCGGCCUCGCUGGCGGUGAGCGCAAAGGACCCGGACAAGCAGCCGGGGCCUCAAGGUGGCCCGAACCCCAGCCAAGCAGGCCAGCAGCAGGGCCAACAGAAGCAGAAACGCCACCGAACCCGCUUCACACCCGCGCAGCUCAACGAGUUAGAGCGGAGCUUCGCUAAGACUCACUACCCCGACAUCUUCAUGCGCGAGGAGCUGGCGCUGCGUAUCGGGCUGACUGAAUCCCGAGUGCAGGUCUGGUUCCAGAACCGGCGUGCUAAGUGGAAGAAGCGCAAGAAGACAACCAAUGUGUUCCGCGCGCCGGGCACGCUGCUGCCCACGCCAGGCCUGCCUCAGUUCCCGUCGGCCGCCGCCGCCGCCGCCGCCGCCAUGGGCGACAGCCUCUGCUCUUUCCACGCCAACGACACCCGCUGGGCGGCGGCCGCCAUGCCGGGCGUGUCGCAGCUGCCGCUGCCGCCGGCUCUGGGCAGGCAGCAAGCCAUGGCACAGUCACUGUCCCAGUGCAGCCUGGCGGCCGGGCCGCCGCCCAACUCCAUGGGCCUGUCCAACAGCCUGGCGGGCUCCAACGGCGCGGGGCUGCAGUCGCACCUCUACCAGCCCGCCUUCCCCGGCAUGGUGCCCGCCUCCCUCCCCGGUCCCAGCAACGUCUCCGGCUCGCCCCAGCUCUGCAGCUCCCCGGACAGCAGCGACGUGUGGCGGGGCACGAGCAUCGCCUCCCUCCGCCGCAAGGCGCUAGAGCACACAGUCUCCAUGAGCUUCACUUAAUGCAGCCGCGCCUGGCCCGCUCCGCCCCCGGCGCCGCCCCCAGGUCCGCCCCGAGGCCCACGCGGCGCGUGUCCGGGCCCCCGCUCCCUGCCCGGGACCCGGCCCCAGCCCGAGCGCCCCGCCCCGUCCCGCCCGCCCCGGCGCCCGCCCCAGCGCUCAGCCUCGUUUCCGCCCGUCCUCCGCUACGUCUUGUUAGGUCCUUUCCUCUCUCCACCACUCUCUCGGGCUCACCCCAAGCCCCAGCCCGCGAGGCCUCCCCUCUGCCUGAUUUCGCUCUCCCCUACCCUCCCCAAACCGACUCUCCCAGUCUCACCCAGCCCCUCCCACCGCCCCAACUCCAGCGUCUAACCCCACCCUUUCCCGCCACCCCUGGCCUCCUCGCUCGCACUCCUUGUGCUCGCGCCCUCCUCACGGCCUUCUGACUGGCGGCCUUCCCAUCCACACUUUCAACAAGACGCCUAUGACCCCCUCGCCCACCGCCUCCCCUCCGGUCCUUUCUUCCCCCACCAUCCCGCCCCCGCACCUCACGCCCCUCCUCCCGCGCCCUGCAAAAAGCAUCCUUCCCGCCAUUUUACUUACCAGGGAGUAGACUCAGGAUCUGAAAUCAGACACCAAUGGACUGGUUUGUGGGCAGAAACACACACACUCGCACUCUCAGACACUACAGACACACGAGCACACACACACAUACACAGUGCACCUAGGUCACACACGGACGUGUUCAAGGGACAGCACAAUGUUAGGGAUUUUUGUCUUAAAGGAGGACAAGCAUCUGCUAUCAAUCACCUCAUCUGAGGGCCCAAAUGAUUACAGUUUGAUUUAUCCUUGUAUUCUUGCUCCGAAAUCCUUUCUUUUCCUUUCCCACCAUCUGUUCCUUGUCCUGUCUACCCAGUCACAUCCAUGCAGCCCUCUAUUAGCUUGCAAAAGAACUCUUUUAUUUGAUCUUACUUUUGUUUUCUUAAGCACAGCUGUGUGAGGGUAUUGAAGGGAAGGCUUCUCAGGAGGAACAUACCAGUGGACUGGGUGGCUGGAGUAGACUAAAGCAGUCAUGUGAUGAAGAGGCGAUCUUACCCAUUUUGUUAAGUAUUCAUAAGGAAGAAUAAAAUAAACAUAUAAGAAAAAUUUCCUUUGGUAAAAGCAAAAGCCACAUCUCUUUUCUGGAUCCUUCAGGACUGGGGUUUGUUUGCUUCCUUUUUCCGUUUCUCUCUCCUCGCUGCUCUGUGCCCUUGGUUGUUUUGUGAUCGUCCUGUCGUCCCUCGUGCCCCUCGGCCACCGCCCUGGCCCCUGCCGGCCGCCGAUGGUUGCACUCGGACAUCUACAACCCUGCAACUUUGUACAGAGAAACACAAUCAGCUCUUUCUGCAUGUGCUGGUCAAAUCCAAACCCAGAGAACAGAAGCGCUUUCGAAGAAUGAACAAACAUGUGAAAUAGGAUGUUUUGUGUAGAUAAAGCAUUCUUGUUAUAUACUGGUCAAUUUGUGAUCUGUUUUAACUUAUUGUCUGUGCUUAUUUAUGGAAUUUGGCUUUCUUAAUAAAUGUUUGAGCUAA
Camelus dromedarius (Arabian camel) is the source of this 2723-nucleotide messenger RNA. RefSeq names its product orthopedia homeobox (gene OTP). Bases 199 to 1176 code for a protein of 325 amino acids. Gene Ontology annotation, biological process: neuron differentiation; regulation of DNA-templated transcription. The transcript is spliced from 3 exons. Gene Ontology annotation, molecular function: DNA binding; DNA-binding transcription factor activity, RNA polymerase II-specific. The record is from RefSeq and is a predicted model, not a curated record. Lineage: Eukaryota; Metazoa; Chordata; Mammalia; Artiodactyla; Camelidae.